ACACCUCUGCGUCCGGCCAGCCUCGCCAGCCUCGGCCAGAGCCCAACCCCACCUGGAGCCGGGUGCCAUGGGCAACAACUUCUCCAGCAUCCCCUCUCUGCCCCGAGGAAACCCGAGCCGGGCGCCACGGAGCCACCCCCAGAACCUCAAAGACUCCAUCGGGGGCCCCUUCCCUGUCACUUCUCACCGAUGUCACCACAAGCAGAAGCACUGCCCGCCGGUGCUGUCCAGCGGGGGACUCCCGACCACGCCCCUGCUCUUCCACCCUCACACCAAGGGCUCCCAGAUUCUCAUGGACCUCAGCCACAAGGCCGUCAAGAGGCAGGCCAGCUUCUGCAAUGCCAUCACCUUCAGCAACCGCCCGGUCCUCAUCUACGAACAAGUCAGGCUGAAGAUCAUCAAGAAGCAGUGCUGCUGGAGUGGAGCCCUGCGGCUGGGCUUCACCAGCAAGGACCCAUCCCGCAUCCACCCUGACUCACUGCCCAAAUACGCCUGCCCGGACCUGGUGUCCCAGAGUGGCUUCUGGGCCAAGGCUCUGCCUGAGGAGUUUGCCAACGAGGGGAACAUCAUUGCUUUCUGGGUGGACAAGAAAGGCCGCGUCUUCUACCGAAUCAAUGACUCCGCUGCCAUGCUCUUCUUCAAUGGGGUCCGCACAACUGACCCUCUCUGGGCCCUGGUGGAUGUCUACGGCCUCACACGGGGCGUCCAGCUGCUUGACAGCGAGCUGGUCCUCCCGGACUGCCUCCGGCCGCGCUCCUUCACCGCCCUGCGACGGCCAUCGCUGCGCCGGGACGCCGACGAGGCGCGACUCUCCGUGAGCCUGUGUGACCUCAACGUGCCGGGGCCCGAGGGCGACGAGGGCGCACCGGCCGCCGGCUGCCCGAUCCCGCAGAACUCGCUCAACUCGCAGCACAGCCGCGCGCUGCCCGCGCAGCUCGAUGGCGACCUCCGCUUCCACGCGCUGCGCGCUGGCGCGCACGUCCGCAUCCUGGACGAGCAGACGGUGGCGCGCCUGGAGCACGGGCGCGACGAGCGCGCGCUCGUCUUCACCAGCCGGCCAGUGCGUGUGGCCGAGACCAUCUUCGUCAAGGUCACGCGCUCCGGGGGCGCGCGGCCCGGCGUGCUCUCCUUCGGAGUCACCACGUGCGACCCCAGCACCUUGCGGCCGGCGGACCUGCCCUUCAGUCCCGAGGCGCUGGUGGACCGGAAGGAGUUCUGGGCCGUGUGCCGCGUGCCCGGGCCCCUGCACAGCGGCGACAUCCUGGGUCUGGUGGUCAAUCCCGACGGCGAGCUGCAUCUCACCCACAACGGCGCCGCCGGCGGCAUGCAGCUGUGCGUGGACGUCUCGCAGCCGCUCUGGAUGCUCUUCAGCCUGCACGGGGCCGUCACGCAGAUCCGCAUCCUCGGCUCCACCAUCCUGGCUGAGCGGGGCAUCCCAUCUCUCCCCUGCUCUCCCGCCUCCACGCCCUCUUCACCCAGUGCCCUGGGCAGCCGCCUAUCUGACCCCCUGCUCAGCACGUGCAGCUCUGGACCUCUGGGUAGCUCUGCUGGUGGCACAACCCCCAACUCACCAAUGAGCUUGCCUGAGUCACCCCUGACCCCAGGCACGGGCCAGUGGAGUGAUGAGUGCACCAUUUGCUAUGAGCACGCAGUGGACACGGUCAUCUACACGUGUGGCCACAUGUGCCUCUGUUACGCCUGCGGCCUGCGUCUCAAGAAAGCUCUGCACGCCUGCUGCCCCAUCUGCCGCCGUCCCAUCAAGGACAUCAUCAAGACCUACCGCAGCUCCUAGCCCAGUGCGGCGCCCUGCCUCGCCCGCCCAAAUCCUCAAGACUCUGGUUCAGCUCCAGCCAAGGGCCAUGCCA
This is a messenger RNA of Elephantulus edwardii (Cape elephant shrew), 1865 nucleotides long. RefSeq names its product neuralized E3 ubiquitin protein ligase 1 (gene NEURL1). Gene Ontology annotation, cellular component: plasma membrane; postsynaptic density. The record is from RefSeq and is a predicted model, not a curated record. The transcript has 6 exons. The coding region runs from base 68 to 1792 and encodes 574 amino acids. Gene Ontology annotation, biological process: nervous system development; negative regulation of Notch signaling pathway. Gene Ontology annotation, molecular function: ubiquitin protein ligase activity. Lineage: Eukaryota; Metazoa; Chordata; Mammalia; Macroscelidea; Macroscelididae.